Messenger RNA from Gossypium arboreum, 5252 nucleotides. RefSeq lists its product as uncharacterized. NCBI's taxonomy places the organism in Eukaryota, Viridiplantae, Streptophyta, Magnoliopsida, Malvales, Malvaceae. The transcript has 4 exons. Bases 367 to 4857 code for a protein of 1496 amino acids. The record is from RefSeq and is a predicted model, not a curated record.
UAUUAUUAUAUAAUUAAAUAAUAAUUAAUUUUUUCUCUAUAUAAUAAUGCAGAGCGGAAGGCAAUAAAGCAAUUGCUCAAACCCUAGGAUAGUUGGAUUCCAUUUCAUUUUGUUCAAGUUUCAGAUUUCUCCUCCUCGCCUCUUCUGAUCAGUUGCAGGCAAUUUUUUACUGAUUUUCUUGUAGGCUUUUUAGGGAGUUGAUCAAAAUCUACCGAUUUUGAUUGGGGAUUUUACAUUUUGAAUAGGGAGUGAUUUCAGGGUCUGAUUAAAAAGAAUUGUUUUAUUGGAAUUUGGAAGUUAAUUUUCAUCUAAAAGCUAUUAAAGAAGAAAGAAGGGUCAGUUCACCAAGCCAAAUAUUUGGGGAUCAUGCCGGUAUCGGGAAAAGAAGAGAUGGGGGUUAAACCCAGUGUUGGGCAGUUUAGUGAAUACACUGCAGGUAUUCCCAUAAAGAAAAGGAGGUUUCCUUUUAUUUUGUCAACUGAAAACGAAUUGGAGCAGAAAGUAUUUCCUAGUCCAGUUCAAGGUUCAACUGUUUCGAAUGAUGGUAUUGUUGCAGUGCGUUCAACACCCAGUGGUGUUUUAGUGAGUUCAAAUGCCAGUGAUGCUUUAGCCAGUUCGAACACCAGUGGUGUCGUAGCGAGUUUGAACAACAGUGGAAUUUUAGGGAGUUCAAAAACCAGUGUUAUCAAUGCUGAUAGUGUUACAGCUAGUUUAAAUGCUGGAAGUUUUGCUUCAAGUUCUAAUGCUUUGGGUGUUGCAAUGAGUUCUACUGCUGGUAGUGCUGCAGCUUGUUUUAAUGCUGGUAGCAUUGCCUCAAGUUCUAAAGCUUCCAGUGCUGCAAUGAGUUCUACUUCUGUUAGUCUUGCGGGUAGUUUGAAUGCUGGUAGUGUUGCUGAAAGUUCUUAUCCUUCUGGUGUUGUGAUGAGUUCCAGUGCUGUUAGUGUUGCAGUUGGUUCGAUUGCUAGUAGGGCUGUGGAAAAUCCUAAUGCUAGUAGUGUUGGAGGAAGUGGUUUGAGCUUUCCUGAUGCAAGUGAGAUAUCAGCACAUGAGAAAGAGAAGAGAAGUUCAGAUGAUACAAAUGUUAGCAUGGUGCAGGGUAAUACUAAUCUCCUUAGGGUAAAACUUGAAGAACAAAGCUUUGCAGUUCAGUCUAGGUCUUUGGCUGAUAUCAGCUGCAAAGGGAAGCUUGUGGCAACUGGGACAUCAGACAAUAUCAUGAGGAAGUUGGCAAAAUCUGAAUUGGACUUGGUAGGCAAUGAUUCUCUCACCUUUAGUGUAGGGAAAGAUGUAUAUAGCCAGAAAAGUGUAGAUGGAAAGUUUGGAUCAAAGUUACCUUUAGUUUCUGGGAGCCCUGGAUUAUCCCUAGGUUUAAGGGAAUAUCCUUCAGUUAUGGCUAGCAGAAAUAAUGAGCAAGGUUUUCGGAAUCAGGAAAAGACGGAACAUGUUUCCUUGAAUCUAUCUUUAAGCAAAGGAGAAGGCACUACUCAACUGAGAAGUACUGCCGUCCAGCCUAAUACUAAGGGUUCUAAUAUGCUAGCUGACAGAACGAACUGGGAUUUGAAUACGACAAUGGAUUAUUGGGAAGGUCCUGCCAGUGAUGAUGGUGCAAGUAAAAUGGCUACUCAAAUGUAUGAUAUAAAGCCGGUAAUUUGCUCAGCUGGGAUGACUGUUGCAAGUAUAUCUACACAGCUGCAAAUACCUGAAGAAAUUGAGAACAGAGCCAAAAUUAAAAUGUCAUCUAUAGUUUCUAGCCAGCAGUAUAGCGCUGAGGAUUCACUUCGUUUGGGUCUCACUACACCUUAUCUACAUUUGAACCCCAAUGAAAAACCGACAGGUUCUUCAGGUAAAAUUGAUUCAGGCAAUGUUGUUGCAAAUGUCAGUUCACCUGGGGAACCAGUACCUGCCAGCAAGCCGACCAUGCUCAACUAUAAGCCUGUAAAAUCAGAACCACUUGAUGAGAGUGUCAGAAGUGAUUCUGGUGUAACUAAAGCAAAACCUACAGGCUCGUUAAAUAUCACACGGGUGAAGUCUGAAAUAAUUGAAAAGUGCAGUUUGGAAAGAUUAAAAUCUUCAACUAUUAGUACUUUAAAAUCAGUUGAUGCUAGAUCCAUAAAACCUGAACCAGCGUGUGAGAGUAACAAGGAAAUGCCGGAGAGAAUGGAGGGACCAAUGAAUCAAUCGGAUGAACAAAUGCUAGCAGUACCUACUUCUACUGAUUCGUCAUUACAUGGUGGUGUUGCAACUCACGCAGAACAUUUUAUGCAAGCUAAAGAAACUGAGGCCAGUGUUGAGGCCCAGGUUGCUUCUAAAAUGAUUUCUUCUGCGGGUGUUACAACUAAUGCUGAACAUUUUAUGCAAGCUAAAGAAACUGAGCCCAGUGGUGAGGGCCAGGUUGCUUCUCAAAUGAUUUCUUCUGCAGAUGUUACAACUCAUGCCGAGCAUUUUAUGCAAGCUAAAGAAACUGAGCCCAGUGGUGAGGGCCUGGUUGCUUCUGAAAUGAUUUCUUCUGCAGACCAUGAUGUUAAUGAAUCAAACAUUGCUGGUAAACUAGAUAACUCUACUUCCCAAAGUAAAAUGGUUGAAGAUUCUGAUCAUUGCAAGCUGAAAUUCAUGGAUGUACAACUUCCUGAUUCUAGGGGAUCAGUUGAGGGUUCUGCAAGUGACGAGGAAAAAAUAAAUUUAUCAGCUGAUGUUUUAGAGGAAGAUUCGUAUGGUUCUGAUUACGAGUCAGAUGACAAGAGAGAGCUAGCUACAGCUAUGGAUAUAGAACAUGAUCGUAGAGCAGAAGAGGACUUUGAAGAUGGUGAGGUCAGGGAACCUGUGGUGAACACUGAGAUAGAGGUUCCGAUAUGUGAGAUGCAAGAGGCAGGAAAUGGAAAUGAUGGUGAUAACAAUCCAUCGUCAUCCUCUUUCAGAGAAAAAGAAACUGUAAUCAAAGACCCCGGAAUAACGAGUAACGACAUUAAUACUAAUGAAUGCAUCGACACAUCUGUCAAUAAGGAUUCUGCUACUGAAGCUAAUAAAGAGGCCUGUUUGCAAGAAUCUUCAGCUGUUGAGAUGCCUUCUAGUCAAAUGGAUGGAAAGAGACACAUUAAAGCCAUACCAAGAAAAUCGCUCGAUGCAUCAGAAAAGAAGGAUACUGUUAAAGGGCAAGAGGGAGAGCAGGCAUCUAUCCAAUUCUCGGAUACAAGCCAGGGAACUUCAGUGACCAUUUCUCAAGGUACAGAUGACGCUAAAAAAACUGAUUCAGAAGGAAAAGGCAAUUCUGUUUUACCAAAGGGAGAAGCAUUUUCAAGUGGUGAUGAUGCGGGUAAGGAUGUUGACAAUGGAGGUAAUAGGAGUCGAAUAAUAAACUUAUCUCGAGCUUCUAAUCUAUCAUCUCCUGGUAGAACAAGAUCUAUUUCAGGCAGGACAUUGCAGUCACAAAUAGGAAGAGAGAGACUGCCUGAUGUUGCCCUGGAAGGAGAUAAGUUCCAUCAUCGAGGGAGAGAUGAAGCUUAUGCUGACAGUUUACAUAGAUUCCCCAGAGAGAGGCAUCAUGUUCAGCCAUCCAGGAAUAAUAGAAUAAGUUUUAUGCGUGGAAGAGGUAGGAUUUCCAGUCGGAUAGACACCCUACGUGGUGAUCAGGAUUCAGAAUGUAACUUUGCUUCAGAGUUUUAUAAUGGUCCUACAGAAUUUCGUGUUGUGAGACAUAAAAAUGCAUCUGCUGUUUCUGAUGCAGAUCCUAACUUUAGUAGCUAUAAUAAUGGGCAAGAUGGUGCUUAUUUUGGUACUGGAAGAGGUGGGAGGAAGAUCUUGAAUGAUGAUCCACCAAUUUUCUCCCAGUUACCCCCAAGGAGGCGGUCUCCUGGUGGAAGAGAUGGACCUGCUGGACGUGGGCUUCCAAUGGUUCGCAGAGUUCCAAGAAAUCUUAGUCCAAGUCGAUGCAUUGCUGAAGAUGGAUCUGAAUUAGUUGGGUUGAGGCAUAUGAGAGGUUUUGCUGAUGACCAUACAGACCCAAUGUUUGCACGCUGCCAACCUUCAUUUGAGGGAUUAGAUGGUCCUUUUGUGAGGGGGAACAGGGAAUUUACAUCUGUUCAGAGAAGGGGUAUCCCGCGAACACGUUCAAAAUCUCCUACCAGACAACGAACUCGUUCUCCUGGUCCAUGGUCUUCUCUUAGGAGAAGAUCACCUGAUGGAUUUGGAGGCCCUUUGGAAUUACCUCAUCGAAGAUCACCACCACUUUACAGGAUGGAGAGAAUAAGGUCACCUGAUCGUCCUUGUUUUGCUGGAGAAAUGGGUGUUAGAAGGCAUGGAUCUCCACCAUAUUUGCCUCGACCCUCUAAUGAUUUGAGAGACCUGGAUCCCAGUCGAGAUCAUGGUCAUCCAAGAUCUGGCAUCUCUAAUAGGAGCCCAUCUGGUCGAAUUUUACUUAGAAACAGUAGAAGGUUGGAUCUUGUAGAUCCUCGAGAAAGGAAUGAAGGUGACGAUUACUUUGGUGGGCCUAUGCCCUCUGGCAGGUUUCAUGAUCUUGGAACUGAUGGGAAUCCUGAUGAGAGGAGGAGGUAUGGCGAUAGACGUGGACCUGUACGUUCUUUUAGGUCUCCUUACGGUGUUGCUGAUAGUGAAAAUUUUCAUCUUAAUGCUGAGGGUGGCCCUAGAUCCUUCAGGUUCUGUCCUGAAGAUGAUCCAGAGUUGCAUGAAAGAGGGAAUAUGAGGGAAAGAGAGUUUGAUAGACGGAUCAAAAAUCGGCCAGGGAAUGCCCCUAGGAGGACAAGAAACUUGGAGGAGCAGGAAGGAAAUUUCAGGCACGGUGGUCAGGUUUGGCAUGAUGAUGGGUUUGAUGAUAUGUCACAAGCGAAGCGAAAACGAUUUUGAGUAGGUUUAUUUAUGCCAUUAGUCUACUGUCAAUGGUGUAAGUUAUCAGAGCAGCAGGGCAGAAUCUGUUACCAUUCUCUAUUUUCUGCAAACGCAGUAACCCCUUGUUUAGGGUGUAGAAUAAAAUCUGGAAGCAGCAAAUGGUAGAAGGUAAUUUAAGUGCUAUGUAAGUAUAUGGUACUUUUGCCCAAAGAACAUAUCAAGGCACUCUUCUGUCUGACAGGUUUUGAAUGACUCCAAUCUUCUCUGUUAUAAUCUUUUGCUGGUUAUUCCUUUGGGCAGACCUUUCCCCUGCUGAGAAAACGCUAGUGCUUGCGUUUUUAAGAUUGAAACAAAAUGAGGGUAUGAUCACAGUUUAUCUAUUAUUACAUGAUGAAUAAAUUCUCUUUUGUGCA